AUGGGUGACACAAAGUUUAGUAGAAUGUACGAGGUAUUAAAAAAUAUUCGAUUACAUUCGCGUGAGUUCGGAGUGUUUUGUAAUUAUAAGAGAGUCAAGUGCAUGGAAAAAAUUAGUUCAAACACUAUAAGGGCUAUUUUAAAUAAUUUCAACAGUCUGGGUUCUUACAACGAACAAAAUUCCUAUUUAUGCUCAUUUGUAUCGGUUACAACUGUACAGAGGCGUAGGCCAAGAGCUCCAGAAAAUUUAGCAAAGUACCACGACUGCAGUUACAUGUAUCGGGUGAGAAUAAAACAAGACAAUCAUUUUGAUGAAGUCCAAGUAUGUGCUAAGUUCUUUAUUGCUGCACAUGGUAUAUCUAAAAGUAAAUUAGAGUACUUAUUGACCUCUAUAAAAAAUUUGGAUGUUGCACCAAAAGACAAACGUGGUGGAAAAAAUUAUAAUAGUUUACCAACAGCUAUUAAAUUACAUAUUGCAUCUUCUCAAACUAGACAGAGUCACUAUAGUUUAAAAUCUGAACAUAAAAAAAUGUACAGAAUGUUCUUAGAGAAAAAUCCUACUCAGAAAAUAUCUUUUGAAACAUAUAGAGAAGUGUUUAAGAAAAAGUUUAACAUUGGAUUUUGGUUAUCCCCGGAUCGAAACAUGAAGUCAAUGUGA
Molecule: messenger RNA, 657 nt
Organism: Psylliodes chrysocephalus
Lineage: Eukaryota; Metazoa; Arthropoda; Insecta; Coleoptera; Chrysomelidae
Source: the annotation of a GenBank genome assembly